CAAUCACCAGUACAUACAACCGCCGCGUCAACCACACCAAACGCAUUUCCAAUAAGCAACAACGUCUCGACCGCGACCUCCACACUCAGCAUCUGCUGCUCGGACAAGACGCGUAUUGGCUAGACAGCAGUGACGCGCCAGAGUCCCAGUUCAACACGCCCAUGGACGCGGUGGAAUACCAGAGCCCACUCGCCUCGGCCAACGCAUUCGACGACGCACACGCCCUCAACGAUCUCGAAAUAGAGGACCAAGUCGCCCGCAACGUCGUCAGCGUUCCCCCCAACCCAAAUCCGUUUUUGGACGAUACGGCCGCGGGCCGAUGGCCGUCUACGCCUACUCGCCCAAUGCGAACAAGCCCGACUACCCAUCGAUUAUCACUCUCCAAUCGUCACCACCAACACGAUUCAGAGUCCUCGUCAUCCUCUCUCGUCAUUGUGGACGCUCGCCCAGCAACGCUCGAUGAUGACUCACGAGCCAUUACCUCAUCGUCGACCCCUCAACGCAGACUGCCCCCCCCUACCCAGGACAACCAGGAGCGACUCACCCACCCUCUCACUCCCACCUCGCCCCCAGCCUCCUCCGCUUCUUCCUCUUCUGCAUCCUCUGCCGGCCUCUCUUCGCCUUCGUCCAACACCAUCGACACGUCGUCCUCCGCCACUCCCACCAAUAAUGGUGGUGUCCGACGACGACCCUCGCCGUUCCCAUUGGGCCCUGUUCAAGCACCCACCCCGCCUCCUCGUCGCCGCAACCGCUACGUCCCUCCCUCCCCCCACAUUGUUGAUAUCGCCGUCGAAACGUUCAACUUGCCCACCACCACGCUCUCUACCACCCACCGCAGGAGCAUCGACUCGGAAGCGAGCCGUGCGAGCCCGGUGCAGCGUGCGUCGACAUUGAUCGACGAGGAUGAGGACGAUACCACCACGGCGCAUGCGACGAAUGUGCGCAAUUCACCCGUGAGGCAGCAUAUGCAACAGGGACACCUCGACAAGUCGGUCAUCCACUCGUCCCUUGAGGAAGAGAGGGAGAGGCAGUGGAGGCGCUUGGAUGAGGAGCGCGCGCGGUCGAUGGAGAUUACAUGGGACGCGAGUGCGGUCACCAACGAAAAGGCAGACCACGCACCCUGCAAGUGGACCAAGAAGGACAAGAAGCAAGUCAAGGAAAAGAAGGAGGUGAAGAAGGAGAAGAAGAGUUGGUGGAGGAGUUGUUUUGGUGGUGGACGCGCUAUCGUCCACGAUGAAGAGAUUGUCCCCACUCCACAGCCACUCGAGGUGGAAGAGGACGAUUAUAUGUUUGCAGAGGCGUUUAGGGAUGAAGAGGAGGAUCAGGGAGAGGUGCAAGAGGAUGAAAAGAGGGCCAUGCGUGCCAAGCGGAGAAAGACCCUCAAGAAGCGCGUCUAA
Messenger RNA from Acaulospora colombiana, 1397 nucleotides. The record is from the annotation of a GenBank genome assembly. Lineage: Eukaryota; Fungi; Glomeromycota; Glomeromycetes; Diversisporales; Acaulosporaceae.